Messenger RNA from Nicotiana tabacum (common tobacco), 1794 nucleotides. RefSeq names its product pectinesterase-like. Gene Ontology annotation, molecular function: pectinesterase activity; enzyme inhibitor activity. The record is from RefSeq and is a predicted model, not a curated record. Gene Ontology annotation, biological process: cell wall modification. NCBI's taxonomy places the organism in Eukaryota, Viridiplantae, Streptophyta, Magnoliopsida, Solanales, Solanaceae.
CACAUUUAUGAACCUCAAUGUGGCAAAUGCCUAUAUAUGCCCAUAUUAUCUAGAUCUACGUAUUGAUAUUAUCAAUAUGGGAAUAGAACAGUUUGUGCCAAAAAUUCUCGCUUUCUUUCUGAUCUUCACCUUUCUUUGCUCCUCUCCCUUUGCCGCACCAUCUUCUUUCAGAGGACCUACCUUUUGUGAAAUCACUCCCUUCCCUGACUUGUGCAAAUAUUUUCUUCCUCAAAACAAGUCUACAAACAUACAUGACUACGGAAGGCUGUCCAUUCAGCUUUCUUCAUCAGCAACUACACAAUUUCUUGAUUCAGUCAAUGGUUACUUAAACUCAAAAACUACAUCAUCUCAAAGUACCAUAUUUGUCCUCCAAGAUUGCCAAUUACUUAUUGGCCUAAAUUUGGAUUUCUUAUCCAACGUCGCGGGUACUAUUACCCAACCUGGAAAUACCCUUCAGGGUUCACAAUUUGAUGAUGUUGAAACCUUGCUUAGUGCUUGUAUAACCAAUCAACAAACCUGCUUGGACAGCCUUCAAAUCACUCCUUCAGCUGCAGACAUUGCGAGUCAGAUUUUUCCUACACUUGCUAAUGGCAGCAUGAUGUAUAGCGUAUCUCUUGCCCUUUUUAAGUAUGGCUGGCUUCCUAAUUCACCUGCCAAAACGAGCUAUAGUAGUGGGAGCGGGGAAAUGAUUUUAAAGACAGCAAGAGGUGGACGAAAGCUCUUGCAAAUGAGUGGAAUUAGUUCUGUAAACGUGACACAAAUGGUAGUGGUGAAUCCAGAUGGAUCUGGGAAUUUCACAACUAUCAAUGAUGCCAUUGCAGCUGCGCCAAAUAAUACGAAAGCAGGAAACGGGUAUUACAUGAUAUAUGUGGUUGCUGGUGUGUACCAAGAGUAUGUCUCUAUUGCCAGUAACAAGAAGUAUUUGAUGAUGGUUGGUGAUGGCAUUAAUAAGACUAUUAUCACUGGUAAUCACAGCGUAGUUGAUGGAUGGACAACCUUCAAUUCUGCCACAUUCGCUGUGGUUGGGCAAGGAUUUCUGGCAAUGAACAUUACCUUUCAGAACACAGCAGGAGCAAUAAAGCAUCAAGCAGUGGCAGUUCGAAAUGGUGCUGAUCUAUCUACAUUUUACAAUUGCAGCUUUGAAGGGUAUCAAGACACUUUGUACACGCAUUCUAUGAGACAAUUCUACAGGGAAUGUGAUAUAUACGGGACGGUCGAUUUCAUUUUCGGAAAUGCUGCUGUAGUUUUCCAGAACUGUAACAUAUAUCCACGCCUUCCAUUACAAGGCCAGUUUAAUCCAAUCACUGCACAGGGCAGAACUGACAUAAACCAGAAUACAGGCACAUCCAUUCACAAUUGCACCAUAAAAGCUGCCCCUGAUCUAGCAUCGAGCAAUGGCACUACACAGACAUAUUUAGGCCGACCGUGGAAGGAAUAUUCAAGAACAGUUUAUAUGCAAUCCUUCAUGGAUAGCCUGAUAAAUCCUGCUGGUUGGGCAGCUUGGUCUGGAGAUUUCGCGCUAAGUACGUUAUAUUAUGCUGAAUAUAACAACACAGGCCCUGGAUCCAAUACGAGCAGCAGGGUAACUUGGCCUGGUUAUCAUGUGAUUAACAGCACAGAUGCUAUCAGUUUUACAGUUUCCAAUUUCAUAGCAGGAAACUUUUGGCUGCCUGCCACUGGAGUCCCUUAUACUGGUGAUUUACUUUAAGCAGCAAUGCUUGCGAUUCUGUUUAGUUUGUUCUGUUUAUGAAUAUGGAUGCACCAUCUGAAUCUUUGAACAAGUUCUGGAUAUGU